This is a messenger RNA of Nerophis lumbriciformis (worm pipefish), 1913 nucleotides long. RefSeq names its product kynurenine--oxoglutarate transaminase 3-like. Gene Ontology annotation, cellular component: cytoplasm; mitochondrion. The record is from RefSeq and is a predicted model, not a curated record. Lineage: Eukaryota; Metazoa; Chordata; Actinopteri; Syngnathiformes; Syngnathidae. Gene Ontology annotation, molecular function: L-kynurenine:2-oxoglutarate transaminase activity; pyridoxal phosphate binding. Gene Ontology annotation, biological process: biosynthetic process.
UAACGGACGGAGAGCGUCGUCUUUCUUUUCGGUGUACAGUAGCUUUUACAAGCAGUGGCUUAGUGCAGCGGUCUGUUUGUAAACAUAUUUUCUACAUUUUUGAUAAAGAUGUGAUUUUAUUGUUCACGGACUAGUUAGUUGCACGCCGGAGCCGGUGGAGCGAAGCCGGGUAGAGACUUUAUUUCCCAGUUGCGCUUGAAGGCGUCCCCUGCCUGUGAGGAUGAGCAUCGCUAGGCAGUUGUGCUCCAGGUUUGCAUUUGGUCCAGCUAGCGAGUCCUGCAGAAGAAAGUUUUUCACUUCCCAACACACCAUGGCGUCUCGACACGGCAACUCCAGGAGGAUCGAGGGACUGGACAAGAACGUGUGGGUGGCCUUCACCUCGCUGGCGGCCGACCCGUCCGUGGUUAACCUGGGCCAAGGCUUUCCGGACGUGGAGCUGCCGCCGUACAUCAAGGAGGCGCUGGUGGAGGCGGUGUCGGUGGACAAGAUGAACCAGUACACCCGGGGCUUCGGACACCCCGCUUUGGUGAAGGCGCUCUCCCAGGUGUACGGGAAGGUGCAGGGGCGCCAUAUUGACCCCAUGAAAGAAGUCCUGGUCACCGUCGGAGGGUACGGCUCCUUGUUCUGCACCAUGCAGGGUCUGGUGGACCCGGGGGACGAGGUGAUCGUCAUAGAACCUUUCUUUGACUGCUACGUGCCCAUGGUCCGCAUGGCCGGCGCCACGCCCGUCCUGGUCUCGCUACGCCCGAAACCGGGGAGGAAAACCGCCUCCAGCGCCGACUGGUUCCUGGACCCCGAGGAGCUGGCCGGUAAAUUCACCUCCAAAACCAAGGCCAUCAUCGUCAACACCCCGCACAACCCCGUGGGGAAGGUGUUCACCAGAGAGGAGCUGCAGGUGAUCGCUGACUUGUGCCUCAAACACGACACGCUGUGCUUCAGUGACGAGGUCUACGAGUGGAUCGUCUACCGCGGGUGCCAGCACCUGAAAAUGGCCACUUUGCCGGGCAUGUGGGAUCGAACCAUCACCAUCGGCAGCGCGGGGAAGACGUUUAGCGUGACCGGAUGGAAGCUGGGUUGGUCCAUCGGACCCCAGCACCUGAUCAGGCACCUUCAGACCGUCAUGCAGAACACGCUGUACACCUGCCCCACACCUUUGCAGGAGGCCGUGGCGCAAAGUUUGCUGCGUAACUACGAGAUGAUGGGUCAGCCCGAGUGCUACCUGACCUCUCUGGCCGAGGAGCUGGAGGAGAAGAGGGACCGCCUGGCUGCCAUCCUGCAGGAGGCGGGGUUGUCGCCGAUCGUCCCCGAGGGAGGCUACUUCAUGCUGGCGGACGUCACGGCGCUCAAUCAGAACUUGUCUCACAUGGGUGAUGACGAGGCCUACGACUACAAGUUUGUCAAGUGGAUGAUUAAAGAAAAGAAACUGGCGGCCAUUCCUGUCACAGCAUUCGUGGGGGAGGAGUCCACCAAGUUCUUUGAGAAAUAUAUCCGGCUUUGCUUCAUCAAGAGAGACAGCACUCUGGCAGCAGCAGAGAGCAUCCUGAGGAAGUGGAAGGACACUGAAGUCAAGAAGGAAAGCUGAGCAGGACACUGAAGUCAAGGCAGGGAUUGGUUUUGAUUUUUGACCAUUCCUCCAAGGUAAUGUUGAUGGUGUGCCACAGGGUUCUGUUCCACUUUCAAUCUGUGGAGACACAAAAAGUAUCAUAUCCAGUUUGACAGAGCAGUAACAACAAAGCCAUGAUAAAAACAUUUGUGUUAUACAAUAACCUCCUUAGCAACUAAAUGCCACUUUUUACACCUCGCAACUUGAAGAAACGUUCUAGAAUGACACAAGAUCAUUAACAGUAGGAAUGUUGUGUUCUAGUCUGCGUUAUAAUCUGCUGGGGUUUCUUAAUAAAUCAAAUGUUCUCUGC